Messenger RNA from Drosophila santomea, 1809 nucleotides. RefSeq lists its product as uncharacterized. The transcript has 3 exons. The coding region runs from base 304 to 666 and encodes 120 amino acids. The record is from RefSeq and is a predicted model, not a curated record. Lineage: Eukaryota; Metazoa; Arthropoda; Insecta; Diptera; Drosophilidae.
CUGUCCUAGUUUCCGUACAUAUUUUUUAAACAAGUUUGUGUUUUUUCUAGCCACACAAGAGCAACAAAGGCAGAGAUAUUUAAUGCAAAUACACACCGAAAACCAGGAGGGGAAAGAGCGGGAAAGGGAAAGGGGUAGCGAAAACAUUGUCCAAAAGCUAAUUACCAAACAAACGAAACUCGAUUGAAUCGAUUGAUUUUCGAUUCGUGUCCAGAUAAGCAACCAUUGCCUCGAUAAAGAUUUGUUAUCACUGAAAACAGAGGCGCAAUCGCAGUCACCCAACCGCCCCUCCCCUUUUCCACCAUGCGCAGUGGCGAGUCGACGGUGAUUGGAUUGCCGAGUGGCCCACUCUUGAGUGGGAGGAGCCUCCCCUCCGAGAACCCCCCAAUUGGUGGCCCCUCUUGGAGGGGGUGGUGGGUGGUAGCGCCCCAUCAUGUUGUGUGUGCUGAAGCAGCACAGACAUAUGCCAAAAAGAGCAUUAAAAAAGUAGGUGGCAGAGCUGCGGCUGAUAGCACACAUUCCAGAGCCAUGUUCUGGGCGGAGCCAAGCGCUUGGGACCGCGUCGUGCAAAUCAAGCUUUCAAUAUCCACUAAUACUCUGUCUGGAAAACUCGACUUUUGCACGGAUGGAUUUACAGAGAUCAUACUUGAGAAAAUAUGGAUCUGAAUAUCCCAUGCAAAUAAAAUUGGAGCAAGCACCCAUUCGAUUAUUAGGAUCUAUAUUUAGACUUGGAAAGUUGAUUGCACGCAUUAAUUGGCCCAGGCAGCAGCUACAGGCCAGAUAAUUAACAAGUUCCAUUGUCAAAAGUGUCAAAGCGGUUACUUGAAAAGCCAAUCAGCUCCAGCUCCAACUACGGCUGCAACUCCGGCUGCAUUUGUUUGGAUCCCACGCCUCCGCAGGGAGCGCUACUAAAGUAUCUGAACCUCAAACUGUGAGCUCGUUGUGUAAUUAAGCCAACCACAACAACAGCAAAUGGGAAGACGGACUGAGGGAUUGAGGGAUUGAGGGAUUGAGGCACCCGCACAAAAGCCAAGCUGGCGAUGAUGUCAUAUGUGCAUGGGCCAUGGGAGGAGAAGUGUGUGUGUACUAUUUGCAGCCACUGUUAGAUGAUCAACGGCUGAUGUUAUUGUGGCGGCCAAAGUGGGAAUCCGAAUUCAUGUGCUCAUUAAUUUAGCCAGCGAGGCAGCAGAGCCAACCAAUACAUGCAGAUGCAGCCAAUGCCGAUGUCUCCUUCGCUCCACGGGUGUAAUGUGCACACACACUCGGAUACGUUUGUAUCUCAUGGAUAAUUGUCUGGGCCGGAGUAUCUGUUGCGUUGCUGCCCCCGGAAUCUAGACAGUGUGGCCAAUUUAGUCUGCUUUGGCAAAUCAAUUAAAUUCAAUUAAUCCCCCAACACUCUUAAUGGAACGUAAUGAAAAGGGUGACAUGACUGCGAUGCGACUACAGAUCCAGAUACAGAUACAGCUACAGAUACAGCUACAGAUACAGCUACAGAUACUGAUAGAGCCAUAGGAACGGCUCGCCAACGGCAACGGAUACAUGACGUUCCGGACACCAAUGCCAGGCCAGGCCGGACCGGAUCGGAGCAGACUGGUGACGGAGAUGGAGUCGGGCCGGGUUUGAUUGAGGGAAAAAAUCGCAUGACUGAAACGAUUUGAGCUUGACACCCUCCACAACAAGAAAUCUUAUAGAUACAUAUUUUGCGGAAGUAGGACCAAUAAUCCUAGCUAACUGCCCAAAUUUUAACAAAAUGCCAAGUUUAUUGAAUGAGUAUAAUUAGCUAAUUGUGUAAGAAAGUGAUAAUGUGUG